This is a messenger RNA of Tribolium madens (black flour beetle), 1594 nucleotides long. Its product is annotated as autophagy-related protein 13 homolog. The record is from RefSeq and is a predicted model, not a curated record. Gene Ontology annotation, biological process: piecemeal microautophagy of the nucleus; protein localization to phagophore assembly site; mitophagy. Gene Ontology annotation, cellular component: Atg1/ULK1 kinase complex; phagophore assembly site; cytosol. NCBI's taxonomy places the organism in Eukaryota, Metazoa, Arthropoda, Insecta, Coleoptera, Tenebrionidae. Bases 368 to 1573 code for a protein of 401 amino acids. The transcript has 4 exons.
AUCGGCGCCACUGUCCGGGUUGUUGCCAAGUGACUUUUUAAAUUCUUGUAGUUUUUGCUUUGUAACCGUAUUUUGGUGUUGUGCUUGUCAAGGUUAGACGUCUAUAAUUGCCGAAGAAGACACAGUCUUGCCCUUUACCCAGUCGCCCCACUCGUCGCCCCAUUUGGAGCUCGGCCUUCCAACGCCCUGGACUCGUGGUAUUCUCGGAUACGUGCACGUUCGUUAUCACACGUCCGCGUAAUUCCAGAAGAGUAGGUGUCCCAUUCAUUGGCUAGGUCGCGGGGCUGCGGGCCCGUCAGUGCAAUGUGUUUUUUGUGGUUCUAAUUCAUGCGUUGUCCAUGUGUGGGGAAAUGUGUUAGUCGUCACGAUGAAACUCAGCGCUCAGGAAACGAAAGAUCUGCAUAAGUACACCAAAUUUUUUGCCUUGAAGUCCGCUCAAGUCAUCAUACAGUCGAGGGUCGCGGAUAGGAUCACCACCCAGUGCAAACCCAACACCCAGGGCACGGAUUGGUUCAACUUGCACAUCAAUGACCACCCAGAGGUCAUAGCCGAGACGAAAAAAGCCCUAAAUGGAGAUAUAAUCUCGCCGUGUUUUCCCCUCUGCGUCGAAAUCUCGCUGCGGACGUCAGAAGGGGAUCAAAUGACGUUGGAAUCCUGGUGCCUUAGUUUAUUACCUGAACAGUGUGAUCCUACACUUAAAAACAUCCCUUCUGUCUAUAACAGAAUGGGGCUCUUGUUAAAAUCAUUAAUAUCAGUUACACGAGUGACGCCUGCUUAUAAACUGUCUCGCAGGCAAAGUGCUGAUUCUUAUGUUAUGUGUUACCGCAUUUAUUUGGGUCAGCCCGUACUACAUAGUCUUGGAGAAGAUUAUAAACAAACAAGGAUAGGACAAAUUUGUACACCCAUUGGUACAUUACAGUUUUCUGUCGCAUACAGAACAAAAAUGACCAUUUCACCUACUCAGACUGGAAAAAAUUCAAUCAUGGUCAAGAGUGACCACUUUAAUAGUAAUUCCAACACCAGGAGGCACAGGAAUGGCGAUGAUAUCAAUGACUUGACAAAACCGAUGCGUCCUGGUCCGUUCGCGGAUCCCAAACCUAAGAAAACUGUGGAACCUCAACUUCCCGGUGUAACACGAUUACUGGCAAUGGGAAAAUAUAAACCACGUCCUACCAAAAAUUCAGAAAAUGCUGAAAACGAAGUGAUAGAAGAAAACUCAAGACUUAUAGAAGAAGAUGUUAACAACAGUAAAAAAGAAAUUUCAAAUUCACCCACGAAAUCAGUAACAAAACUGACAUCAUUAAAUUCAUCUAAACUAUCAAUUCUUAGUAAUUUAAAAUCAGUGGAUGAGGAAUAUUGGAUGCAGGAGUUGAGUGCACCGUUUGCAAAUAGGGGCCCCAUGGGCGAGCUAAUGCAUUUUUACAAACAGUGUAAAAAGUCGCCCCCUUUACAGUCUCCUCAGAAAAAUCCAACACCUGAAGAAAUCACCGAAAUGAUAGAAAUGUACGAAUCCCAAUUACCCGAGUACGAAGCUCUAGUGCAGUCAUUUUGUGAAUCACCCGAUAAUAAUUAAAGUAAGAGUUCGUUUUGUAAA